AUGGGUGUCGGAAUGAGUACUAUCAUCCAAUGGACCGUCAUCUUGGCCGUCGUUGGCGCAUACUUCUACAUCACCAAGAAGCAACAAACUCCCGCGCCGGUGGCUCAGAAAACCGCCGUCGCUAGAGGAAACAUUCUGGACGAGGUAUCCGGAAAUGAGAAAAAGAAAAAACCCUCUAAAAACCAGAAGAAGCAGCAGAAACCGGCCGCUGUGAGCACCCGAGAACUUCAAGUCCCAAUUGUGGCUUUGGAAUCUGAGAGCAAUGACGAUAUCCCGGAUUCCCCUGCUUUGACCGAAGAUAAGGGCAGUCUUCAGCGCCUUGCAGGAUUCAAGAGCGGGCAGACAAAAUCCUCUAAACAAGAGUCCAAGCCAGAGAAGAAAAAAACCGACAAGCAGGCUUCCAAGGCUGCUCUAGCCCCUGCAGCUUCGGAGAUCAAACUGACUGCAGUCCCAAUUUCUCCGUCCCUCGGAGCUAUCUCAUCUACUUCCUCGACAACCGGAGCAGAUGGCGAUAUUGACGAACCAGACAGCGUUGACGAGGAGAAUUUGAUCGAUGAUAUGCUGGAGAAGACUUCCGGACCCAGCGUCAUGCGCAUCACACCGGUCCAAGACGAAUUCACCACCGUCACGCGUAAGAAGGGUAACCAAUCUGAGAAGAAGGAGGGGCUUACUCCGCUUCAGAAGAAGAAUCAGAAGAAGAACGAGAUGAAGAAAGAACUGAAGAAGCUGGAAAGAGAAGACCAAUUGAAGCGAUUGGAAUCCCACAAGAGAGACCAAAGACUAGCUAGAGAAUCUGAAGCCGCUAGCAAGCCAAAGAAAAGCCAGUCUAACGCUGCCUCGAGCGCUUGGUCUGGCAGCAAUACACCUUUGGCAGGAUCGAAUGGCCAAACUGCCCUAUCCAGCAGCUUGCUAGACACUUUCGAUAGUAGUAACUCUGCUAACUCGAGAUCUGGCAUCACACCUUCAACCUCGGAUCUCUCUGAUGCUAUCCCUCAGGAGUUCCUCGACGAACACCGAGCCGCCCAGCGCGAACUCCCACCGGGUAUUGAAAACGAGUGGGUUGAGGUUAAACCCCGACAGAAGAAGAAGAAACCAGCACCUACAGAAUCGGAGACCGAUAGUGACGCGAACCAGAAUCUGACUGCCUCUGCUUCCUCUGUUGGACAGCCAACAAAAUCGGCUGCUACGGGUAGUACCCCUCAACCCCCGGCACAAAAGCCCAAGAAGGUAUUCACGGACCAGGACUUGAAGAUCCCGGAUAUGCCUGUGGUCGAGAACACGGAUGGAUGGGAUGCCCAUGCCUGGUAG
This is a messenger RNA of Orbilia oligospora ATCC 24927, 1308 nucleotides long. RefSeq lists its product as uncharacterized. The coding region runs from base 1 to 1308 and encodes 435 amino acids. The transcript has a single exon. Lineage: Eukaryota; Fungi; Ascomycota; Orbiliomycetes; Orbiliales; Orbiliaceae. The record is from RefSeq and is a predicted model, not a curated record.